Messenger RNA from Cucurbita moschata (crookneck pumpkin), 1311 nucleotides. RefSeq names its product probable WRKY transcription factor 46. The transcript has 3 exons. Gene Ontology annotation, molecular function: transcription cis-regulatory region binding; DNA-binding transcription factor activity. Gene Ontology annotation, biological process: regulation of DNA-templated transcription. Bases 251 to 1249 code for a protein of 332 amino acids. Gene Ontology annotation, cellular component: nucleus. Lineage: Eukaryota; Viridiplantae; Streptophyta; Magnoliopsida; Cucurbitales; Cucurbitaceae. The record is from RefSeq and is a predicted model, not a curated record.
ACCCAUUUCCCCCAUCUCUUCAGCUCUCUCAAAGUUUGGAGCUUUUUUCACUUUUGCUCAUUUGGGUUCUUAGAAAUUGGGAUUUUGGAGUGACCCAUUUAGCCACACAUCACCUUUUUGUUGUUCUUCUGUGGAUUUUCCCCAAUUUUAAACCCUUGAAUGACCAUAUUCUUAACACAUUCUUCUUUAAAGCUUGCAUUUUUCUGGGUUUUGACUGAUCCCAACUACAGAGCCGCCGCCGCCAUUCUUAAUGGAACACAAGAGUUUGAUCACCGAGUUGACUCAGGGGAAGGAGAUGGCGAUUCAACUCAAAACCCACCUUCCUUCUCCUCCUCCUCUUGGUUCUUCUCCACAAGCUCUCAUUUUCUUGACGGAAAUGAUUCAGUCUUCUUUCGAGAAUGCACUUUUGCUUCUGAAUUGGAACCCUAAAGAUCCAUCCGAAGAAGAAGAAGAAGAAGAAGAAGAAGAACCCACCAAGAACAAGAGGAAAAACAGCACCAGAGAUGUGCUGCUCAAGAGGAGAAAGUUGCUGCCUAAAUGGACAGAGGAAGUUAAGGUUAGCAGUGGCACUGCUGCUGAAGGCCCACUCAAUGAUGGCUAUAGUUGGAGAAAAUACGGCCAAAAAGAUAUCCAUGGCGCUAACUUUCCAAGAUGCUAUUAUAGAUGCACUCAUCGGAAUGUACGAGGAUGUUUGGCCACAAAACAAGUUCAGAAAUCCGACAACGAUCCCAACAUUUUCGAGGUGACAUACAGAGGACGACACACAUGUAACCAAUCCGCUAAUUUGGGAUUGAUUUCAGUUUCAAAUCGGAACGAAAUCCCAGAAGAAACCCAUCAAAAUCAAAAAAACCCAAACUCUGAAAUUCUCUUCAAUUUCGGAGAACAACAGCAUUUCGGUCUAAAAACAGAGGAUUUUGACGAUGUUUUUCCGCCGUUUAGCUUCGGAUCGGAAACUGUCCAUGAAAAUGUGUUCUUAGAAUCAAUGAUGGAGACGGGUUUUGUUGCGGACGGCAACUGGUCUGCGGCGGCUGUGUCGUCGGCGACGUCGGAAACAGCCUGGGAUUUCAGCGGUUACGGCGGAGAAAUUCAGGGGGUUCAGUCGUCGGAGCAAUCGAACAUGACGGAAAUGGUUUCGGCGACAACUUCAGUGACGAAUUCGCCGAUUGGUAAUGGGGAUUGGGAUUUGUCGCUUGAUAAGGUUGAUUUUGACCAGUUUUUCCUCUUUGACUGUCUGGAUUUCAUCUCUUGAAGUUCUUCCAUUUUGUACCAAAUUUUCUUCAUUAUUAUGAUUAUUAUUAUAUUUUUCAUGAA